Bipolaris oryzae ATCC 44560 is the source of this 201-nucleotide messenger RNA. RefSeq lists its product as uncharacterized. Lineage: Eukaryota; Fungi; Ascomycota; Dothideomycetes; Pleosporales; Pleosporaceae. The annotation marks the transcript as partial. The record is from RefSeq and is a predicted model, not a curated record. The transcript has a single exon.
AGUAUAGUUAAGCUCACUGAUUCCAGCACCAAAGUCGUCUUUCGCAUCAAAGAGUUCUAUUCCCUUGCAGAAGAAUUGCCAACGUCCCUUCGCCAUACUAGCACUGAGUUGCCUGUUCUUAGCACCGCACUAGAGAGCAUUGUCCAAAAUUCCGAACUCGAGGCUGCUCUGCUGUCGUUGGUCAGUGGGUGCCACGAAUAG